Messenger RNA from Hyalella azteca, 1116 nucleotides. RefSeq lists its product as uncharacterized. The record is from RefSeq and is a predicted model, not a curated record. Bases 224 to 988 code for a protein of 254 amino acids. Lineage: Eukaryota; Metazoa; Arthropoda; Malacostraca; Amphipoda; Hyalellidae. The transcript has 3 exons.
GUAUAGGGGAAAGCGAACGGCAGCCUGUCUGUCCACUGCCCUUCACCACGCCCAGCACUUCUGCAGCGUUGACAGCGACAACAUCAGACUCGCUGCCUUCGAGUACCUUGAAGCUCACAUAAACAGCGCUUCUGUUGGAGCUGUAAAGGGCAGCGCGCAGAAUGUCAGGCCCUCCAGCACAGCUAUUAACUGUUUCUGCUCGGACGGAAGCGUCUGGUGUAUAAUGCAGUGCAGCACUGAUGCCGUGACAUCCAUACGAAGAGAAGCAUUACGCUUAACUCACUCGUUAAGGGAUAUUCUUAUUAGCCAUAAUAAGGAUACUGAGCAAACGGCAAAACGCGUCAAAAUAGAAGAGUCAGCAACUUCUACCGGCCCAGGCUUGGCCGUUCCUCCCACCAGCAGCAAUGAAGCGAGUGUUGUACUGGAGAGCUCAACAGCAAUUGUUGGUAGCGGAACCAAGGCGGUGGGUGAACAUCUCCGUGAAACUGAUGCAUGCAGCGUGGGGUUGGUGCAAUGCAAGAUAAACCAACUGAAUAACAAUUCGACCAGUGACGAUGCUGGUCACCAAUUGCUGGUAUCGUGUCGGACAAAUGCCGAGGUUGAAAGAACCCUUGAUGACCGUAUUGAAGACAGCAGGCAAAAUGAUGAUAAUGGCACGCUGACGAACGCCGCGGCCUCCAGCGAAGUGGAUGCCAUCCUUGAAGCGGUGCUGGAUUAUCCCGACCGUCUCACACUUAGCGCUCUGUGCCGGACACGCGAUGUCGUUUCGUUGCUGCCAAGCGACCGUCCGCAAACUCCAGCGGUGAGCGUCGAGAAAUUUCUUCACUUCAGUGAAAAUUUGGCAACCGCGGAGAGUGACGCCGAGCGAGCGAACCGUGAAGUUCUGGAACUUCUGGAAGACAUAGAACUUCAGGUGCGGCGGCGAAAGAUAGAGAAAGUUGAACUUGAAUACAGCGAGCCAACUCACCUUACAAUGGACUGUUACUAGUAAACAACUUCUGACUGGAAUUAUCGGUGCGUUGUCUGCUGAUUAAAUAUGUACAUUAGACAGUCUGAUGAUUAUUUCAAUUUAUUUGUUAACCGUGUUUCAUACUUACAAUUUUUAUUGGCAUUUAA